Molecule: messenger RNA, 2362 nt
Organism: Scleropages formosus (Asian bonytongue)
Lineage: Eukaryota; Metazoa; Chordata; Actinopteri; Osteoglossiformes; Osteoglossidae
Product: solute carrier family 15 member 2-like
Exons: 22
Coding region: 1-2103 (700 amino acids)
Biological process (GO): transmembrane transport; oligopeptide transport
Cellular component (GO): membrane
Molecular function (GO): oligopeptide transmembrane transporter activity
Source: RefSeq, a predicted model, not a curated record
AUGUUCAUCACACAAAAACUCUGUGGCACCAACUAUCCCGUGAGCAUUGCAUUCAUCAUAGUGAAUGAAUUCUGUGAAAGAUUCUCUUACUAUGGCAUGAAAGCCUUGCUGACACUAUACUUCAAAAAUUAUCUACACUGGGACAAGGACCUCUCUACAGCUAUAUACCACGCCUUCUCCAGCCUCUGCUACUUCACACCUGUACUGGGGGCCAUCAUUGCUGACUCUUGGCUGGGCAAGUUCAAAACAAUCAUCUACCUGUCGAUUGUGUAUGUCAUUGGCCAUGUUAUCAAGUCCAUUGGAGCCAUUCCAUCAGUGGGGGACAACACUGUGCACAUUGUGCUCUCCAUGGCUGGACUAGUGCUCAUUGCUUUAGGGACAGGUGGGAUUAAACCAUGUGUAUCAGCUUUUGGAGGAGACCAGUUUGAAGAUAAACAUACAGAGGAACGAAGGAAGUUUUUCUCCAUCUUCUACAUGUCAAUCAAUGCUGGGAGUGUCUUGUCAACCCUUAUCACACCAAUACUGCGAGGAGAUGUAAAGUGUUUUGGCAAUGACUGCUAUGCCCUCGCCUUCGGAGUACCUGCAGUCUUGAUGAUGAUUUCCCUUGUUGUGUUUAUUGCUGGGAGUGGGCUGUACAAAAAGAGCCCUCCAGAAGGGAACAUACUGCUGUCUGUGUGUGGCUGUAUAGGGUUUGCUGUGAAGAAUCGCUGGAAGCGUUCAAAACAUGACCCUAAAAGGGACCACUGGUUGAACUGGGCUGAGGAAAAAUACCCAAAACGCCUUAUCGAGGAAAUAAAGAUGGUUUUACGAGUCCUGGUUCUAUAUAUUCCUCUCCCCAUGUUUUGGGCUCUGUUUGACCAGCAGGGCUCCCGGUGGACACUCCAGGCUACUCGAAUGAACUUGAACAUUGGUCCAUUUGUUCUGAAACCUGAUCAAAUUCAGCUGCUGAAUGCUUUCCUGAUCUUGGUUUUUGUACCCAUCUUUGACAUGGGAGUGUACCCUCUCAUUGGCCUCUGCAAGAUCAACUUUACGCCUCUGAAGAAAAUGGCCACAGGCAUGAUUUUUGCAGCUCUGGCUUUUGUUGCAGCUACGAUGGUAGAAAUUGACGUCACAAAAACUGUUGUACCGGCUCCAAAUUCAGGGGAGAGUUUACUGCAGGUCUUCAACCUAAUGGAGAAUGAGGUGAAAGUGCAAAUUCCUGGAAAUGAUCUAUUCCCAGAUGCCAUCAGUUCUUAUGAGGAUCCUUCAGAAUAUCAGAGAGUACAGCUGAGGGGAACAACCAAAAAUCUGACUGUCAAGGUUACAUACAAUGAGCAGGUCCAUGACUGUGCUCUGACAUUCCAUGAGGAAAAAUCAUACAGUCUCAUCAUUCACCAUGGAACUACCAGCCUUCAGUGCAAGCUUGUGGAAGAUUUCAUUGAGAAAUCUGAAAAUGGGAGUGCAUAUCUGAGAUUUAUCAAUGGCCAUAAUGAAGGCUUGAACAUAAGCGUCGGUGGGCAGGAAUUUGAAGUAGCUCCUGCAUAUGGAAUAACCCCAAAUAAGAGCAUAGCGAGAGGAGAAUACAGGGAAGUGAAAUGCAUAUCGAGCCAAAUGGAGUACAUAAUAGAUUUGGGCCUUCUUGACUUUGGUGCUUCAUAUAGCGUCAUUCUCAAGACAAACUUGCAGGGGAUAGAGGUAUUCAAGAUGGAAGAUGUCCAUGCGAACAAUGUCUCCAUUGCUUGGCAAGUUCCUCAGUAUGCACUGAUAACAGCAGGAGAGGUCAUGUUCUCCAUCACAGGACUGGAGUUCUCAUAUUCGCAAGCUCCAGCCAAUAUGAAGUCAGUGCUGCAGGCAGGUUGGCUAAUGACCGUGGCCUUUGGGAACGUGAUUGUGUUGAUUGUAGCAGAGGGAGCUGAACUGCAACAGUGGGCAGAAUUUGUGCUGUUUGCUGCACUGCUGGUGGCUGUUUGCAUCAUCUUUUCCAUUAUCGCCUACUUCUACACCUAUGUCAAUCCCAAGCAGCUGGACAACAUGUUCCAGGAUGACAGUAAGGAGGACAACUUAAAGAAAGAAACGGUCCAGGAUUUGGCUCUGAUCCCAGUUUUCAGAAAUACCAUGAUGUAAGCAUGUAGGGCUGAGUUUGAUAAGAAGGAAAUUAUUUUGAAGUAAAAUUUAUGUAAACUAAUUAGUUAUACAGAACCCAGACAUAUUUUGUAAGCCUACUGAGAUGACGAAAUGUGUCUGCUUGAACAACUUUAAAAGGUUUAUCACAGAUCAAUCUAUGUAACUGAAAUGAAAAUAUAAAGCUAUUUUAUUUAGAGUAUCUGAAAAUGCAAACAAAAAAAUGCAUAACAUUUAAGAGAAAAGGAGAUACUAUGUUUUA